Molecule: messenger RNA, 10304 nt
Organism: Petromyzon marinus (sea lamprey)
Lineage: Eukaryota; Metazoa; Chordata; Hyperoartia; Petromyzontiformes; Petromyzontidae
Source: RefSeq, a predicted model, not a curated record
CAGCUCCGCCGAAUUAACGCUCCCAGGCGCAAUUUGAGAUUGUUAUCACCCCGCCUCUCCUGCCCCCACCCCAACCCUCCAAUCGGCGCGAGGAGAAACGCGACGCCGCUCGCCAUCGGGGAAUGCGCCAUAAAUAUAUUGGCCGCCCCUCUCCCGUCGUGCCUCGGGCCUCAGUUGUAACAUGGCGGCGUGGGCGGUGGGCUGUUGACCGCAGCCUCGGAGGGGCAGUCAUGUACUAAAGGGCGAGUCGGGUUGGGUCGGGAGGGGGGAUUACCGGGCCGGGACUCGCAGAGCCAGGAGAGAGAGCUCGAGAGAGACAACGACUUGGAUUGAAACACAAAGCCACAAAAAGCCCUGUCUGCUACCGAGAGAGCCAUGUCCAAACAACUCAAGUGUGGCCUCUGCCGAGUCCACUGUGCCAACACAAAGGAAUUUGAAGAGCACAUCAGAAGCAUGUUGCACCACCGGGAAAUGGAGACAGUUGAAGGAAGGGCCUGCACGCACCACUGCCGGGUGUGUUGUGCCAACGUGGUGGGGCUGUCUGCGUACGCCUCCCACCUGAGCAGCCCCGAGCACAAGAAACGCGUGGAGAGGUCGAGCCCUGGUGGCGCAUAUCGCGAGAUUCCUCCUCCCGACGCGGCGCAAACAACCACUCAAAGAGACGACGCAAAAAAACCAGAAGAACGAAGUUUACCCAUAACUGACAUAACGAAACAAGUCCCUUUCAACAACAGCCAUUUCCAUCCCAGACCAAACCUUGCAAAAGCCAAGAAGAUGGUGAAAGAAGCUACAAACGAGUCCAACCCAAAGACCGACAAACCCAUGGAGCAGCCCAGGAGCCACACGGAUGCGCACCCUGCCUGGACGGGUGCAGCCUCGAACAGCCUCAACGCCAACAGUCACCACUUGCCCCCUCCCAGUGUAUUCUACAAAAAUUGGCACCAUAAUAGGCAGCCUUUCAGCAAGAAAGGCAGAGGUGGUGCCGGUGGUGGCAGAGGUUACGGCUACAACUACAACCAUGGCCCCAAUCGAUACUGGCAAGAUUUCCAUUACUCCCCACAGCGCUGGCACAAUGAUCAAAAUUACAAGCAUUGGCACGAGCACCUCGACGAGGGCAACUAUGACGGGGGAAUGCAAGACGACUUCACUUCGGACAAACUCCCACCGUGGUUUGACCAGCAUGAAAAUACGCCAUUCCAUCAUUACGUGGAUCGUGGGAGAAUUAAACGUGCCUCAAGAUUUACACGCUGGACCCCAUAUCCUCCACAAAAGUAUCCCAGUGGCCUUGGAGACCAAGAGAUGAUGCCCAAGGAGGUUAAGCAACUGGAAAAGGUUCCUCCGCUGAAAGCUGUCGAGCUGCCAAAGAUCACCUUUGAUGAAACCAAAACGCGAGUGCCGCCGAACCCCACCAACACUACCCAGGGCGGAUCAAGAGUCGCCCCGAGUGGAACGACGGCCCGCACUGACACCGCUCACGGCCAGGGCACUGGCUCUUCAUCAAGCAGGCCCGCGGUGGCCGCAUCGCAGGGACCUCGCACGACGACAUACCAGUCGAAGGGUGCCGUUCCUCUUUCAGGCAAACAACAGAGGCGGGAGAGUCUCUCCAGCAACCUGUGGAAGGUACGUGCCAAUCUCCGUGCUGGGCCUUCCCAACACAAGCCUCCUGCGGCCGUCCGUGCCACCGAAAAGCACUCCAACUGCCCCAAGAACAAGGUGACUAAUAAGGAUGACAUCUCCACUCACCCGUCCGAGGUCUGCGAGGAUCCGCCCUGCCUCACUUUGCCCUCGUUAUCGCUGUCGAGCCACCGGCCCAGCAGUGCCCCUAGCGCUUUGCUGAAGCUUGAUGAAAAGCCGGGGGACGCGGCCCAGCGAGUGGUGAUGCACGAGAGGCCAUGGUCAGCGGGGGCAUCUGGCUCCACCGUGGGCCAAAGAGACUCAGCCGACCUUGCCAAGGUGGACAAAGAAGGGGUAACUGCAAAUUCGGCUGACGCCAACCGCCCCAGCACUGUUGAGCCCUUGGCCGAUGUGUUUAAAGCCAAACUCGCAGGCAUCGUGGAUAAGGUGUCUGGCAUAAAAUCAGUCCAUAAACAAAUGAAAGAGCGUGUGCCGCAGCCCAACAAUACUGCCGACUUGGGAUAUACGGAAAAAGUGAACACCGUUAAUACGACUCCAAUACCGUUAACACAGAAGCAACCGGCGGGUGUCCAUGGACACGUCAAAAAUAAAGAAACGUCACACAGCCAACCCUUUAGUAAUGACUGCACAGGUGGAAAGCCGCCCCAAGAAAAGAACCUCCCCUCCCCAAGUGGGAAAGAGUUUGGUGCUCAAGGAGGGGAUGAGACGAAUCAGAGCCCGGCUUUGGACAUGACAUCUACCGACGCCACGGUGCGUCCGGAAUGUCUGUCUGCCGUGAUCACCAACUCGGUGGCGAACACGAGGCCCGCACAUGCGGAAAGCAGAACCUCCGAAACCACGACCGAAAUCAAAAUAGCAACAGCGCCGAAAGCCGAGAUCAUGGUCACGGCUGCUCCAGCCUCAGACAAACACACCAGUGACUGCGUGUCCUCCGACCCGGAGGCCCACAGGUGCCCGCCGGCUUCAGCGCAAGCCGAGCUGAGCAGGUUGGGGGUCUCGACGGCGCUGCAAAAAGAGCUCUCCCGGUACCUGGCAGCACGUGGAACCAGUGGGAGCAAGCCAGGUACGGCAGCCCCCGAGCCAAACCUCAACCAGGCUCGACGCCGCAUGCGCCCCGGCGGCACCUACACGAGCGGCCCUGUACCGAGCACCACACUGGGAAAGGGACCGGCGGUAUUGGCGGUGUCGGGUACCGCAGGGCUUGGCGGCGCCGAGGCCCAGCGCAAGCCGGAGGUGGAGCGGGAGAGCUGCAGCCUGCGUCCUGCCAUCCAGCAGCUGCUGAGUGCACCACGCAGGAAUGUCGACUGGGAGCAAAUCGUACAAGUGCUCAGCAAGAGGAGGCAGGCGAAGGGGCUGCCCAGAUUUGGAAUCGAAAUGGGACCAGCCAACAAGGAUGACCCAUUAGACCCAGCCUUCCUCAACUUUGAUGAGCUGGGCGACUUCCCUGAGCUGUAUGACCUCAAUCUGGACGACUUCCUCCAUAAGGAGCAGCAGUUUGGCACCAAAUAUCGCUCCGACAAUCCGGUGGAGCCAGUCGGUGAACCCCGCCUCGCGUGUGCCACAGCCGGAGAAGCAGCAGCCAGUGUCUCCGGCACCACCACUUCUGGCAGCGGUCAAGUCCCACAGCUCCUGGCCACUCUCGAGCGCACGCCGACCAACGCCACAAAGGAAAAGCAUCCCUCCAAGAACGGAAUGAGCGCCAGCCGCCCAUUGCGAACGGGCGUCGCCACCACCGCCAUGGGUGACCUUGGCUCGGAGGGACCGCUGGUUAACACGGGAGCGGCCGCGACCCCAAGGAGCUUGUCCAGUUUCCUGCUGGCCAACACCCCGGAAGUCGGCUCUCCCAGUGUCUGCCCGAUAAGCCCACAGUGCCCGCUUGGCGCUCAGGUGGAGGGUGAAACUGACAUCCUGACGGACAGCAGCUUCACAUCCGGACCCGAGCCCAGUGGGGGCCAGGCCCGCAAGAAGCGCGUGCCACCGCGGAAGGGUCUUCGCCAGAGGUGCCUGAAAUUGAGCGGAAAAAACAAGAGGAUGAAGGUCAAGGGCUUUUGGCUCGCUAACAGCCCCAACGAACGGCAACACGUGGACGAGCUGCUGAGUGUGUCGCUGCGUGAGGAGGAGCUGAGCCGCGGCAUGCAGGAGCUGGAGCCCACGCUGGAGCAUGCCAGGGCUGCCCUGCACAGCGCCUUCCUGCAUGUGCAGGAGCUGCUGCUGCAGAAACAGCAGAUUACCAUGGAGAUGGACAAAUUGAGGUCCUACCGCAUCCAGAUUCUCCAAGGAAUGCAAGACAAAUCUGUGAACCAGCGGCAUUUGCCUUCUGCUCCAUUGGUCCCGUCAGCGGUUACCGCAUCCCCGAGUCUCCCUGGCCCCGCCGGCGUCUCCCACCCUCUGCUGAUCAAGCAGGAGGCCGGGGAGCUCACCCCAGCCGCCGCCUGCACACCGUCCAUACUGAACACGACCCUGAAUCCGGGCUCCUUCCUCCCGCCCUCGCCGCUCCUGCAGCAGUGCCUUCCCGCUGCCACUCUAGGCGAGGCCGGCGUGCCCACGGCGACGACACCACCAGUCGCGCACUACUUCACGCAGCCACAGGAGGUGCCGUGGCGACGGCCGCCCCUGCCCGACGGCAUCCCAGAAACGGUGCUGCUCAGAAGUCCUCGCCUCUCGUCUCCUGCCCACUCCAACAUGUGCACGCCCGCAAGCAAGUCCCUCGCCUCGACGCCUCAUGAUUCCAGCGCCGAGACGACCGUGGCGCCAGCGGCCACGGCCGCCGCACCGGUGCCCACCAAAGGUGGCGCCGGGAGCAGGGACGGCUCGGUGAAGCGCAACCCCAUGCGGACGAGGGCCCGCGCCGGCGCGGCGUCGGAGGGGAGCACCGAAGCGGGGAGGGUCGGGAAUGCGGCGGAGGAGCCCGGCGAGGACCACCACGGCGCCUCGACGCAGAAGCGCAAGCGCCUGAAGAAGCGAAAGCCGGCGCGGCAGUGCGUGCCCGAGACGAGCGACACGGAGCAAGAGGCGCUGACGCGGCCCGUGCGGCGCCUCAAGACGAGGCGCGGCAGCCGGCAGGGGAAGUCCACGCAGGUGAGCCUCCGGCACCGUAAGCCCGUGUGGGGUGGGCGAUGUUUCCCGUGGCCCAGAAGGAGCCACGUCUGGCCCAACCUCCCUCCCCGGCCGCGCUCCACAAGGGGGAAGAGGAUGACGAGGGCAUGGACAGCCCCGACGGAAACCACUGUGGGCAGCAGGCAGAGUGAGGCGGACUCCAGCUUGGAGCUGGUUGAGCCGCCCCACCCCAGAGAUCUUGUCCAUCGAGACAGCUCGGACAACGAGGCCACGAAGCUGCCGAAGUGUUUGACGAAGAAAGCGGCGGCGAGGGGCCGGACCCCUGCGGCGGCGGCGGCGGCGGCGGCGUUGGGCGAGGUGGGGCGGAGCGAAACAGCGGCGAUGGUGUCGUCGACAAGCGACCUGUGGCAGAGGAACGGCCCCCGCCUUGUGGCUGAGUACAAGUCACUCAGCCUAGGUGUGUAUAUACCUGGUAAGGGCUCGUUUAUUUGGCCUUUGUACAUAUUUAAAUCUUCUUUCCCACUCUCUCUUCCCUGGAUGCAGGAAACGGAAAAGAAGGAAGACCACCAGAAAAAAUCCUCGACCACAGACUCACAGCUGUGUGAGCCCAGCGCUGGGGCCUUCGAGGGCCACGAGGCAGCCGUCAGUGGCGUUCAGAUUUUCGAGGGGAUGCUCUACACCUGCUCCUCCGACAAGACCGUGCGUGCAUUUGACCUGGAGACCCGGCAGUGCUUGCGCACGUUCAACGGCCACACCAGCAAGGUGAACGCACUGCUGGUGACGGUGGCGGGCGGCAACGCCUCCCAGCCACGCCUCUACACCGGAGCCAGUGACCACACCAUCCGCUGCUACAGCGUCAGGGAAGAGAGGUGCGUGGAGGAGUUCUCGGUGCUGGACCGCGUGCUGUGCCUGCACGAGCGCUGGGACGUGCUGUACGCCGGCCUGGCUAACGGCACCGUGGUGUCCAUCAGCACUCAGAGCAACAAGUUCCUGGACACGUUUGAAUGCCAUGGGCCGCGAGCCGUGAGCUGCGUGGCAUCGAGCCAGGAGGGCAGCCGACGCCUGCUGCUCGUUGGCUCCUACGACGCGACCAUAAGCGUGCGCGACGCGCGCUCCGGACUCUUCCUGCGUGCCCUCGACAGCCACACCAAGACGGUGCUGUGCAUGCAGGUGGUGAAUGACUUGGUCUUCAGCGGAUCCAGCGACCAGUCUGUCCACGCGCACAACAUCCACACGGGAGAGCUGCUGAGGAUCUACAAGGGGCACACGCAUGCCAUCACGGCCAUCAGUAUCCUGGGCAAGGUGAUGCUGACCGCCUGCCUGGACAAGCUGGUGCGAGUGUAUGAACUUGAGUCACACGACCGCCUGCAGGUGUACGGAGGCCACAAGGACAUGGUCAUGUGUAUGGCCGUGCACAAGAGCAUGAUUUACACCGGAUGCUACGACGGCUCCGUCCAGGCCGUGACGCUCAACCUCAUCUCCAACUUCCGCUGUUGGUGGCACAAAUGUUGCCUGAUGUUCGGGGUGUUGGACCACCUGAAGGAGCACAUCCGAAGCACGCACCUAAACACCGAUGCUCAGAGCACGCUCUGCCGUUGGAGGGACUGCGACGCCUUCUUCACGGCCAAGAAUGGCACCAUCCAUGAGCUGGUUCCACACUUGUGCCGUCACGCUGAGCUCGACAGCCAGCCACAGAAAGAAUGAGGAGGGGUGGCGGCAUGCCGGACCACCAGUGCCCCCGGGCAUCAUCACCAGCUUGCGGGAGAUAAAUUAAACCUGCGCCCCCACUCGUCUAGAAAAUCUAAUCACGUGGCCGGCGACUUGAAUUAGCGACGGUGCUCGCAACGAUGCGGUGAAACGUUUCCGUGUGGCCGGGGCCAUCACAAAGCCUUGUUGCUGCACAUGCGUACAUACAUGCAAACACACGCACGCACACACACAAGGCACACUUUUAACUUGGAAGUGAAUCGUUUCUGUUGAGUAUCUGACGUAGGUAGUGGUUGCACCAGGAGGUCCGAAGUUCUGUUUUAGUGUACAUGAAACAGCUAUUUGGAUUGCAGUGCAGCCCUUCGCACUUGCACGUCCACUUACUCGCCUGACCAAUUGUCAGGCUACCGCUUGGUGUGGUUUUUAUACAGUAGGUGAAUGUGGUCGAGAAACGAAGAUCUACAUUGAUUACAGUUGAUCAGCCCUCCUGUGGCGUCCAUACACCACGUUUGUACUCGCUGUGUUUGUACACUGUGUGAGAGACUGUUGUUGAUUUUUAAACGGUCUCGCCGUUUGACUUGUUAGUGCGGUUUUAGUUUAAACGUCAUGCUCAAGACAUGAGCUGGCGUAAAUGCCUCGUGUCGACUCGGUGAAUAUGCCCUUCGUGGUGUUAAGACGGCAAGCUCCUUAGACUCUUUGGAGAAUUGAGGUUAAAGACCUGCUUACUGUGGUGGUGAUGUGAAAACAUUGCCAGAUGAAAUGAUGAUGUAAGAACCCCGGGGUGGUUCACCCUGUGUUCUAUAUUGGAAAGGUUGGACUGCAAAGGCCCGGAGCAAGAAUUUUAGCUCUGGUCCACGCUGGAAUGUCGAGAAUGUUUAGCCAUGUUGACCCGGGAAGGGGGGAGUACACUUGUCAACCAAAAAAUAUCACAACACAAAAAAUAUUUAGUUUUGGGUGUGAUGUGUGCAAGUGUAGAACCCUGAUGCUGGCAAAAGCCAAAGAGGGUGAAAGUGAAGUGAUUAGUUUUGUUUAUGUUUUGAACCGCUUUGCCACAAAGAGCCUGGUGCCUCCCUAAUAUGGCGGUGAUGGCUGCACACGAUCAGAAAGUGAGGGAGCAGUGAGCCAACGUGUGGGUACAGAUACCAGUGUCCACAACUACUUCCUGAGCAGGAUACACAGAAGUAUUUGCCGGUCAUUGCUGGCUGUGUUUAUCUGAGAAAGUCGCUAAACCAAACCCUUAAACACAACUGCCCAAUCCUUGAAGAUUGUGGCAGCAAUCCAAAUCCAGUUGAUUCAUAAGAUCUGGACCAGGUUUCCUUGGCCAUCUUCGUCAGCCGUCGGCAGUGUUUCUAUUGCACAUUUCGUAUUGAGUGGGUUGCAGUGCACUGCAGACAAUUUGAAUAAGGCAAACGUCUAGCCGUGUUAAACGCAAUCGGGGCUUGCAGUGAAUCUAGUAAAGCACUAUAAUGGAUUGGAUAAAAAAGCAUGUCAAAUGAAAAUUUAAUUUCAGCAGGUUGACCCAUUUUAAAUGUGGGUGGUGCAUGCUGUUCAUUGCUAACUGGUACAACUUUAUAAUGAUUGCUUCUAUCAACGUGUACCCAUUCUGCACCCCAAAGUGCUGUCGUUCCCUCCAACAGCUGAGACUUAACCAAAUUACGUGAAAGAUGAGGUGAUUGCAAAAAACUUCAUGUUCGUUAUAAAACCACAUGGGCCCUGGUUGGACCACAUUUAUCUUGAAGCAGCAGGGUUGGGUUGGUUUGGGUUUAGUAAGUUGGGGAGAAGUGUUACGCAGGCGUUGCAGCCAUGGAGGUUUUGGGGAAAGCACCACAACGAACAGCAAGUUACGGCACUGUGUGGGGUGGAUUGCGUGCGUGGUAUUAUUUCCAUUGCUUGAGUUGGAUGUGGCGCAUGUGUUUAUUUUCCUUGAGAUGGCUCGUGUGAAGGUGCUCCUGCCUGAGAAUCGUCAACCACCGACGUCGCGCCUCGUCAGCAAUAGUGCGGCUCACCUGUCCUUGUGCAGUAGCGUUUGCGUUAUUUUGCCCAAAGCAACGAGGGAUAAUUUAUGGUAAACCUUUAAAUACAUGUCCCAUUGUUUUGCCAAUGUCACUUGGGGUCCUAUUACAAUGCUGCUUUUGCGGUAGAUUAGUGGGGCCUGUGCUUUCGGGGGUUCAUGCGUGAAAGCUCCCGUGCAUUGUGCGAAAUUCUGAACAUGUUUAAAUAUUGCCCCAUUUCCGGAGCCAUUUGGGAACGCUGAAGUGCCCAAUACAAUGUCUAAAUGCGUGCCAACUUUCACUCCUGCAUCGCCAAAGGCACAAUCUUUACGAUGUUGCAUAUCAACUGGGCUGCAUCGUUUUACUCGCACCACCAGGUUGAAUUGCUUGGGAGUUACUGCUCGUUUUGUGUGGCCAUUUUGUAUGGGAGCUGUUGACAUUUGGGAUGUGGCGUCACGUAGUCUGUAAUUCAUUUAAUAAUUUUAAAUAUUGCAGAAAACGUGAACAAGCAUGGUUAAUAUCAAAGUUUUGGUAGACUCGGCAGAGGUGUGUUCAGUAUCGACAAUGCACAACAGCAUGACUGAAACACUUAGCCAUAUACCACCUGCUUAAAACUAAGUUAAAGCUGAGGUGCCUGAAGGGUGAUGAGUAGGAGCACCUCGCCGUGGUUGUGGCGAAUGCAGAGGGAGUGGUGUGGAGCCGUCCAGCGUGCCGUGGUGUAGCGUGAUAAUACUGCACGAGCGUGGCCGUGUGACUGGAACUUAGGCGCGCAUAUCUUCCUCCUGACUGGUGUUUGCCACCCCUCGCCCACAAGAGGCCCUUGAAGUGCCUCCUCUGCCACGACAAUCCAAUUGGGAAAUCGGCAAUCGAAACUUUUCGUUAGGCGAGCAUCGGAUAGCACACAGACCACGGAUUGUACUGGCUUCAUGACAAGCAGGACCUCAACAAAACAAGGGUUUGAGCUGGAUUGUCACAAGGGGACAGUUUGCCAGAUUGUUGGUAAAAAAAUAAUCGAAUAAAAAGCCAUGUCAAAAGAAGGUUAAUAUCGAGGUGUAACCCGAUGCCAUGUAAAUGUACAAAGUGUUUACAUAGUUUCUUAAUUGUAUGAUUUACUCAUUUUUAAUAACAUCAAAUGUUUCUUAACUACAUUUGACAAAUGAGACAAGUUACAUGUCGUGGUCUUGUGUGAUGUGCGAUGUCUCGCUUAAAACAUGCCGAUGGGUGCCUUGCUCGGAGGCAUCGUGAGAUUGAGGGGGAGUUUUGAGAGCCUCCACCAGGGCUUUCACUCACCCGUUCGGCAGGUGGCACCGUAAUGUCUGGUGCCACUCAUUCUGGGUGGAGUGAGAGGCCGUGUGGGUUUCAUGGUGGAAAAAGGACGUGCACCACGUUCUAAACCGUUUACUUUUUGUAUUCACUUUUCCUAAGUUAAAAAAAAACAUUAAAACUUGUGAAUCCAGGGCAUCGGCUUGUGGGUUGGGUGUUCGAGAAGCCGACGGCCAUCUUUGCAGGAACUUCCUGCCACACAGGUUGCAAACACAUGUCAAAGGCCCACAUUUCUAUCAUUAGUUUCUCAGAGUUGUAGUCAUGCAUGCAUCGUUAAGCUAUUGUACAGAAUUAACAUGACAAUAGCAUUAAGGUGGAAUGUAGACACCAGGAAUUGAGAGUUGGAGCUUUUGACAGUAGUGAUGUAGCUGAAGCUUCUACUCAUCGGAGUUUAGUUAAAUUUGGCAAAGUCCAUCACUAUUCUUGUGCUGCUCGAGUGUGACAUGCACCUGUGUGAAUGUAGCGCCUAACCCACAGACCAGACCCAGCAGACACACGCGUGCCUUGUGUGUGUUUCAGGAAGCUUUACUUUGAAGUUUAAACAUAUCUUGAAAAGGAAAAAAAUCCUAAAAAUAAAAUAAAAUUAUCAUA